This is a messenger RNA of Miscanthus lutarioriparius, 879 nucleotides long. NCBI's taxonomy places the organism in Eukaryota, Viridiplantae, Streptophyta, Magnoliopsida, Poales, Poaceae. The record is from the annotation of a GenBank genome assembly.
AUGACCAAAUCAUUCGCCCACAAGCUGGGCAAAGGUGGCUUCGGUACCGUUUACAUGGGUAACCUGCCAAAUGGGCGUGACAUAGCAGUCAAGCUUCUCAACAGUUCUAACGAUGAUGGGCAGGAGUUCAUGAAUGAGGUAGCAACUAUUACACGAAUUUCUCAUGUUAAUGUUGUGACAUUGCUAGGGUAUUGUCUCCAAGGUACAAAAAGAGCUUUGAUCUAUGAAUACAUGCCUAAUGGUUCACUUGAAAGAUUUUCUUUUGGACAAGACUCAGAAGGGAAAAUCUCACUAAGUUGGAAAAAAUUGUUUGAAAUCAUGGUUGGCAUUGCUCGUGGACUUGAAUAUCUUCAUCGUGGGUGUAGCAAUCAUAUCGUGCAUUUUGAUAUUAAGCCCCAUAAUAUCUUACUGGACAAAGAUUUCUGUCCAAAGAUCUCUGAUUUUGGAUUGGCAAAGUUGUGUAUGAAAAAAGACAGCAUCGUCUCAAUUGAUGGUGCAAGGGGAACCAUCGGCUAUAUCGCCCCAGAGAUCUUCUCAAAGCAAUUUGGAAAAAUAAGUAGCAAGUCUGAUGUGUAUAGUUAUGGGAUGAUGAUUCUUGAGAUGGUUGGUGCACGGAAUAAUAUAAAUAACUGUUCAGAGACCAGCAGUAAAUAUUUUCCUCAAUGGGUUUAUGAACAUUUGGAGGAAUAUUGUGAUGAUGCAGGUGAAGUUGGUACUGCUGAUUGUGCUGAUAACGAGCUUGUCAGAAAGCUGAUAACAGUCGGAUUGUGGUGCAUACAAUUGCAACCCGAGAACCGGCCUUCCAUGACUAGGGUGAUUGAAAUGUUAGAAAGCAGACCAAAUGACCUGCAGAUCCCACCACAAAAUCUCUUGUGUUGA